UUCGCGCGCCAGAAACUGGGUUGUCCACAAACAGUAAAACUUCUUGCCCUUUGCAGCCGAUUUUUCGACUAUUUCAAUCUUGUUUUCUGUUUUACAAUUGUAUACCGACUUCAGCAAUGUCGGCCGAAGAGGUUUUGCAUAGAGACACGUGUGAAUACAAAAAUCUAAGCUCAAAAUUUGUUCUCCCUAACACCGAUGACUUCAACCGGCAAUUUGCUCCCAUGUACAUGAUGCGUCUGAAGACCAUUCGUGAAUCUUUGAAGGCACUUGCCAGGAAGAAAUGGGGCCAAGAUGUUCCCAUUAUCGAACUCUACCAGCUGCAGGAUGGUAACGAAGACCCCAAGAAGUGCAUCAUUGUGGGAACAUUGUACAAAAAUCAAUCCUUGAAGCCAAAUAUUUUGAAGGAAGUCAGUGAAGAGCACCAGCUCGAAGCAACGUCAACACUCACAUUUUUUGCUGACGAUUCGGACAGUUUGGUGCUAGAAGAUGAGCUGCAGAGAAUUGCUCUCUGUGGGAACAUAAACGUACAACAAUUGGUCACCGGAAUUGUAAUAGCUGUUCUUGGAACGGACGAUAGGCAAGGAAAUUUUACUGUUGAGGACUGUUGCUUUCCGACACCAAAAGAACGAGUGCACAAACCAUUGGCAGGCCCUGACAAAUAUGUACUUCUUGUGAGUGGUUUGAGCAUCGGCAAUCCCAAUUCCGGGGACGGUGUAAUGUGUGCGGAAAUUCUUCUCGAGUUUCUCCGGGGACAGGCAGGCAGUCCCGAAGACCAGGAGCGCAUGUCUCACGUUGUGAGAGCAAUUUUUGCUGGUAACAGUUUGCAAGAUCACCCGCAAGCUAAUAUGGGCACCAGGCAGCUGCGAAAUGUGGACGCUCAAACUCAAGAAAUGUUGAUGAGCAGUGCUAGACGUCUAGAUGAUUACUUUGCAGAGAUGCUCACUUCCAUCGAUGUGGACAUCCUGCCUGGUGAAUUUGAUCCCUGCAGCCAAAUGUUGCCGCAACAGCCGUUCCAUCCAUGUAUUUUCCCAAAGUCGACCAUGUUUAACACAUUGCACUUGGUUACAAACCCAUACAAAUGUGAGGUCGGCAACUGUCUCAUCUUGGGAUCUUCUGGACAGCCAGUUUCUGACAUUCACUCAUUCUGCAAAGUUGAUAACAGGCUGGACGUGCUCGAAAAUUGCAUCCGGUGGGGUCACAUGGCUCCAACCUGUCCAGACACCCUUUAUUCUUACCCCUGCUUCCACAAUGACCCAUUCAUGAUUGAGGACUGCCCUGACAUUUUCUUUGCAGGAAACCAACCAGAGUUCCAAACCAGAACCAUAACAACUGAGAAAGGACAGAGAGUUUGUCUUGUGUGCAUUCCUUCUUUUUCGAAGACCCAGACAGCAGUAAUGGUCAACAUCAACACUCUCGACUGCCACCCUCUCAGCUUUUCGAUUGACCUGCCAAAAGCUAUUGCUGAGAGAUGAUAAUCAAAGAACAGGAGGUAUGUCGAUUCAAAUUUCAUCAAUAAGAGUUGGUACAAGCUUGACAACUCUUCUGUAAUAAAUUGAAAGAAGAUAUUUCAUUGAAGUGAAAAAUUUCAAACCAUACUUUUUUUAGAGUUCUUAUAAAUAAAACAUUAUUUUUGCAGAAAUAAAAAUUUACGUUACUUUU
Neocloeon triangulifer is the source of this 1659-nucleotide messenger RNA. RefSeq names its product DNA polymerase delta subunit 2 (gene PolD2). Gene Ontology annotation, biological process: DNA strand elongation involved in DNA replication; DNA replication. Gene Ontology annotation, cellular component: delta DNA polymerase complex. The record is from RefSeq and is a predicted model, not a curated record. Gene Ontology annotation, molecular function: DNA binding. The transcript has 10 exons. Bases 117 to 1472 code for a protein of 451 amino acids. NCBI's taxonomy places the organism in Eukaryota, Metazoa, Arthropoda, Insecta, Ephemeroptera, Baetidae.